Molecule: messenger RNA, 1271 nt
Organism: Lolium perenne
Lineage: Eukaryota; Viridiplantae; Streptophyta; Magnoliopsida; Poales; Poaceae
Molecular function (GO): protein binding
Source: RefSeq, a predicted model, not a curated record
UGUAAGAUGAAAAGGUUCUAGUUCGUGUACGGCAUUAAUUAGGUCUAUAUGCAAGAGUCUCCUACGCCCCCAUAAGACCCUCCCUCCUUGUGGCUGCUCGGGGCAAGGCACCACACCACCCAUCGAUCCAGGAGGAAGACACUGCGUCCGCGAGAGGUGCAGUGAUUGAUUUCGAUUGCAGAGGAUUCGUGUGGGGAGGAAGUGCAAGCGCUAUGGGCAACUCGUCUAUUACUGCUGGCUGCAGAGGAUCAAACAAGAGAUUGGACGUGACACCUUCGCACGUGGAAGAAGGAUCAAACCAGAGAUCAAACCAGGUUUCCGACGAGGCAGAGCAGACAACCUUCAAGUGGAGGAUCGAUAAUUUCUCCUCCCUUCUUGAUAGGGGUAAUGGAUGGACAACCUCCAGGAUGUUUGAGAUCAGCGGGCUUAGAUGGUAUCUGAGAUUGAACCCGAGGGACACAAAGAGCGGCGACAAAGAGGAACACGUUUCUAUUGUACUUGCGCUGUCCGUGACAUCUGUGGCACCUAACAGGGUCGUGGAGGCAACUUUCAGGUUCCGGAUAUAUGACCAGUUGUAUGGAAAGCACCAUCAACAGCAACCAGCGAGCCACGUUUUUGAGAUUGCAAGCAGGUGCUGCCGGACCCCAUGCAUAGUUCCUCUCGCAGCGCUCAAGGACAAGUCCUCUGGAUUCCUCGUCAACAACACCUGUGUUUUCGGUGUUGAGCUGAUCAAAGUUGUAGCUGCUAAAGCUAAUUAUAAGUCAGAGGUGUUGAAGAUUAACAGCGUUUGCAAUGCCCCGCAAGUCUACACGUGGAACAUUGAGGACUUCUUCACGUUGAAGGGCCCAAGCUACUCUCCUGAGUUUGAGCUCUGUGGACACAAAUGGUUCAUCACUAUCAACCCAUCCGAUGAGAAUGGGACCUACAUCUCCUUGUUCCUGACCAUGAAGGUGCCGGAUACACUACAUCGGAACUCCGCAAACCUUGUACAAUUCAGCAUAUGCAUCAAAAAACUGGAAACUGGAGACAACAAUGGAGAAAAAGGAAAAGGUCGGUGCGAAUUCUCAAAGAAUUAUCCCACAUGGGGAUUCCGCAGGUUCAAAACGCUAGAAGAUUUCAAGGACCCAACAAUUGGUUAUUUGGUGAAAACAAAGUGCUGCAUUGAAGCUCAGGUUGCAGUCAUUGGUACCUCCAAGAUGGACUAAACUAUUUGUCCUUCCUAUGUUACAAUUUUUGUGUGGCUCCGUAAGCAAUGGGUGCAUUUGGUUAUG